Molecule: messenger RNA, 1491 nt
Organism: Gambusia affinis (western mosquitofish)
Lineage: Eukaryota; Metazoa; Chordata; Actinopteri; Cyprinodontiformes; Poeciliidae
Gene: lrrc18a
Product: leucine rich repeat containing 18a
Exons: 2
Coding region: 611-1408 (265 amino acids)
Molecular function (GO): protein binding
Source: RefSeq, a predicted model, not a curated record
GAUGCUAAUUUUAAGCAUCAAAUUGCUGGUUUCCAACUGACGGGCACACUUUGGCAGGUCCCGGCUGAAUUUCUUCUGAAAUUUUCUAGUCUUUUUAUAUCAUUCAUUUUUGUUCCAUCUUUCAGUCAGAUAAAAGCUCACAUUACAACAAAAAAUUUUUUCCAAAAAAAGUGUAGCAUUUACCCACUUAAAAAUUAUUCUAUCAGGAUAUGCAGAUAGCUUGAAAAAGCAUCUAUAUCAAAACGCCAACAACGCUGAACAUUUCAUUAAUUCUGAAACAACUAUCCAAACACAUCUAAUCUAAAUUGUGAAAGUGGUCCGCUGUUUCUGAAAUCUCCUCCUUCUCUGUGGGCUAGUAACAGGUCAAUAAAGUCAAAGCACCUCAGUUGCUAAGCAACAGCAAUAAACAAGAGAAAUCUUUCUUGGUUUGGUGAAAGAAGACUCAGUAUGCAAACUGUUAUAUGUCUCUUUGAAAGGAUUAGUGAGUAUUGUAUGAGCUAUUUCUGCAACAUUUACAGGGAUCGCUUACAAAACAAAGACCAAGGUUAGUUUGACCACUAAAACAAAAUCUGAUCAAGCUUAACAACAUAGUGAAAAAAGCAUCUAAAGUAUGAAAAAAGGGGGCCGAUCUGAAAGAGAACUCAAGAAACUUGCCAAGAAAGCGAUAAAUAUAACUCAAGAAGGAAAGCGUAGACUCAUAUUCUCCAAAAUGGGCUUAAUCACCGUCCCGAGGUUUCUCAUCAAGAUGCGCGAUCUGAAUGAGUUGGAUCUCAGUCGAAACCAGAUCCAGAAGCUUCCUGAAGCCAUCGGAACCUUCACAUCACUAACAAAGCUCGAUCUGCACAGCAACAAGCUGGAGUCUCUGCCUGAGUCCAUAGGUAGCCUGGUUGGACUUACACACCUCAACCUGGCAAACAACUGCUUAACAACUGCUGGUUUACCAUCUUCACUGGGCUUCCUCUGCAACCUGACGAGUCUCAACCUUGGACUAAAUCAAAUAGAUGCAUUGCCUUCCACCUUGGAGCAGUUAGCGUUUCUCCAAGAAUUAGCCCUGUUUGAUAACUGUUUCACCGAAGUACCUGAGUUUGUACCAACCCUUCAAAACCUUAUUAAGCUGAAUUUGGAAAGAAAUCCAUAUGCCGAGGCCGAAUAUGAGAGGAUAAGACAGGAAAAGCUAGAUCAGGCAGAGGAGCUGUAUCUGGUGCAUGAAAACAACUUGUGCAAGGGAUGCAUCAAAAAAUGUAAAGCAGAGGAAGAAGGAAUGUUAAGAAAUGAAGACAAGGCAGAGAAAAUACCUGAAAAACCUGCAGUGUUAGAGGAGAAAAGGAAUAGAUUUGAAGGGUUGAUGACACCGAACUCAGUGGCUGCAGUCACCCAGGAUGUAUGGAGAAUCAGAGAGAAAGAGUGAACUGAUCAACUAUCUGCCGAUUUCAAUUUUUCAUCGAUAAGAAAUGAUGGAAGAGAGCCCAAAUAAAAACAAUCUGAAAUGUU